Aspergillus tanneri is the source of this 4134-nucleotide messenger RNA. It is a transcript of the gene MDR4, whose product is annotated as ABC transporter ATP-binding protein. NCBI's taxonomy places the organism in Eukaryota, Fungi, Ascomycota, Eurotiomycetes, Eurotiales, Aspergillaceae. The transcript has 2 exons. The record is from RefSeq and is a predicted model, not a curated record. The coding region runs from base 1 to 4134 and encodes 1377 amino acids. Gene Ontology annotation, molecular function: ABC-type transporter activity; ATP binding; ATP hydrolysis activity. Gene Ontology annotation, cellular component: membrane. Gene Ontology annotation, biological process: transmembrane transport.
AUGUCUGCACCCGCCAUGUCCAAGGAAACACCGUCCGACAAUGGGCAGAAUGGCCCCAAUGAUACUGGCAAUGGCCAAGAUUCAAGUGUGAAGAAACAACUGAAGGGAUUCAUACCGACAAAGGCGGAUGUCGGCAAGUGUUUCUCCUAUAUUCGAAUGCUUUUUUCCCUGGACUACACCAUGACCGAUGUCUUUCUCAUAAUUGCGGGUGUGAUCUUCGCAAUCGCUGGGGGUGUACCUUUCCCAUUGCUCGGAAUUGUCUUUGGCGACCUCAUCAACGAUCUGAACACGACCACCUGCUCCAGCUCGGACAGCGCAGCGAGCCAGUUGUCAUCCAAUGUGCGCACCAAGGUGCUGUAUGUCGUCUACAUUACGAUUGCGAACUUUUGCUUUAUUUAUAUCCACACGUCGUGCUGGUGCACCGUGAGUGAACGGCUGGCUCGUCGGUACCGCAGACGGUAUUUCGAGAGUAUCAUCAAACAAGAUGCGAACUUCAUCGAAUCUCUUCCUUCUGGGGAUAUCAUCUCUCGUCUGGUCAGCGACAUCGAGGUGGUGCAGUCAGGAACGUCGGAAAAGGUGGGACUCGUCAUCACCACCAUCUCUUAUUUCGUGGCAUCCUACAUUGUGGCCUUCAUCAAAGUCCCCCAGAUUGCUGGUAUGUUGGUUUCGGUGGUACCUUGCUUCAUGCUCAUGUCGCUGGUUGGUGGUCACUACAUUAAGAAGUAUGGUGGACGCAUUUCGGAGAAUGUCAACGCCGCCACUUCGAUUGCUUCGUCCAGUUUGUCCCAUCUGACAUUAGUCCAUGCCUUCAACGCCAACGAUCGCCUGGAGUCGCGAUUCGCCACGUAUCUGUCUCAGUCCCAUAAAGACGCCCUCAAGAAGGCCUGUACGCAUGCGGCGCAGCUGGGUUUCCUGUACUUCGUGGCCUACUCCGCCAACGCCCUGGCCUUCUGGCAAGGUGCUCAGAUGAUUUCCAGAACCGUUGCCAAUGAUAAUAACGGUGUCUCCGUGGGUGCGGUCUACACGGUGAUCUUCGUCCUUAUCGAUGCCUCUUUCAUCCUGAGUCAGGUGGCGCCUUUUAUCCAUGUUUUCGCCUCGGCCGCUGGCGCCUCCGAGAGACUCCUGGCAGUGAUCAACCGACCAUCUGCCAUCGAUGGAACGUCGGACGAAGGAGACAAGUCGGCCGCUUUUGGUGAGGAGGAUAUCGAGUUCCACGAUGUCCAUUUCACGUACCCUUCGCGCCCGGAUGCCCCUGUGCUGCAGGGAACGAGCUUCGUCGUCCCACCAAAGAAGCAUACGGCCAUCGUUGGGCCAUCCGGCGGUGGCAAGUCGACAGUUGUAUCGCUCCUGGAACGAUUCUACGACCCUAAACUGGGUAAGGUUACAAUCGGUGGCAAGGACUUUCGUGAUAUCAACGUUCGGUAUCUACGUGGAAACAUUGGUUUUGUCCAGCAAGAACCGUCGCUACUGGACCGGUCCAUCCUGGAAAAUAUUGCGUAUGGGAUGGUGUCUUCGGCCGCAGAAAAGCACCAACGUCUGGCCCCUUUCAUUCUGGACACCAGUCUGCCAGACCUGGCAGCAGAAAUACGGGACGGUGUGUCGGAGAAGGACGCUCUCUCUCGUUACGAUCCGUCGGUUGCGGAAAUCGUCGAGCUGGUGAAACAGGCGGCGGCUUCGUCCAAUGCGUUGAACUUCGUUGAAGCUCUGCCCCAUGGACUGGCGACCAACGUCGGAACGGCGGGAAACCAGCUCAGUGGUGGCCAGAAGCAACGGAUCGCGCUCGCUCGAGCCCUCGUGCGAGAGCCUGCUAUCCUCAUCCUCGACGAAGCGACAGCCGCCUUGGAUUCGACCAGCGAACAGCUGAUCCAGGCGGCGUUGUCCAAGGUUUCUGAACAUGUGACCACGGUGUCCAUCGCUCAUAGACUCGCAACGGCCAAGGACGCCCAUAAGAUUGUGGUCAUCCACGGAGGUCGGGUUAUGGAAGAAGGUCCUCAUGCCGAAUUGGUCGCGCGAGGAGGCGCCUAUGCCGAUAUGGUACGGCUCCAGAACCUGGGGAAGCUGAGUACUGAGGAUUUGUCCCUUUCGGAGGAUACGAUCCACGAUAUUCCUGGUGAUAACCAGUCCAUAUCAGGGGCUACCAGGCGCACUGAUGAGAAGGAAGGCCUGGUCGGGAUCAGCGCAUCCGACGUGACGGAAGAUACCGUGGUUAAUGAGGCGCCUCCCGAGUCUAAGGCUGGCAAAGAGGAAGACAAGGAGAAAAAGCUGAAGCAGAAGAAACGGUCGGGAUGGUUCAUGGCCAAGUAUACUUUCUCUCUCAUGCGGGCGAAUAUGCCCUUGAUCCUGCUUGGCCUCGCGAUGUCAUGCAUUAUCGGCGGCAGCUACUCGGCGGAGGCAGUCGUCUUUGGCCAUACCGUGGGAAGCUUGAGUCCAUGCCGGUCGCCUGGAGCCAUCAGCGAUAGCGGUAAUCUCUAUGGGUUACUCUUCUUCAUCCUUGCCUUGGUCGAGUUGUCCGCCAACGUGGUGGGUGGUGCUGCAUUUGGCUGGGCCGCCGACAAAAUCCUAUACCGCAUCCGCGUGUUGUCAUUGCGCUCACUGUUGAGCCAGACGAUGCAGUGGCAUGGCAUGGAGGAUCGCACCCCAGGAACGCUCAUCACCCACAUUACUGGCGACGCGUCGGCUCUCAGUGGAAUCACUGGCUCCACGAUCGGUCUCCUCCUGGCCACGGCCGUGAACCUGGUGGCCGGCCUGGUGAUCUCCUUCGCGAUCGCCUGGAAGAUUACCAUCGUUUUGUUCCCAACCAUCCCGGUGCUCCUGGUGGCAGGUAUGAUGAAGCUCCGUGUCCAGGCCAAGUUCGCCGAGCGACAUCAAAAGGCGUUCGCGGAGGCCACCGCGAUCACGGUGGAGGCGGUUGACAACAUCCGAGCCGUCUCUGCUUUUUCCUUGGAGAAGCAGUCCUACGAGGUCUUUGGCCGAGCCCUGCAACAUCCCUACCGCAGUACCAUGAAGGCCAUCGCUCACGGGAACGUCUGGCUGGCGCUAGCAUUCAGUAUCAGCAACCUGGUGUAUGCACUCGCGUACUGGUGGGGGUCGCGGCAGAUUGCGUCGGGGCUCUACUCGCAGACGCAGUUCUUCAUUGUCCUGCCCGCGUUGUUAUUCAGCACGCAGUCCUGCGGGCAGAUGUUCGCACUCGCCCCGGAUAUCUCCAAAGCCAAGGUUGCCUCGUCCAAUAUCGUCGAUCUGCUGACCACGCGUUCUGCCGAGGAGGAGAUGAUGAUGCCGAGCUCGUUGCACGGCACGCAGUCCUCUAACAGUCUGCUUGAGGAAAAGGCGGCGGCGCAGGACCUGGAGGCCUCGGACGGAGCGCGUACGACACGGGCACGCACGGCGAAGAGUGCCAUUGGGGCCCAGCUACGCAGCGUGCAUUUCACGUACCCGAAUCGACCCGAACAGCCGAUCCUGAGAGGACUCGACAUCAACAUCAAACCGGGGCAGUUCUGCGCGCUGGUCGGGCCCAGCGGGUCGGGCAAAUCGACCACGUUCGCCAUGCUUGAGCGGUUCUACCGACCGACAACGGGAUCGGUGAUCAUCGACGGGGUGGACGUGACACAACAGCUGGGGACGGAGUUCCGAGACGACAUUGCGCUGGUCCCGCAGGAAAAUGUGCUGUUCGAGGGCAGUGUAGCGUUCAACAUCGGGCUGGGCGCGUGUCCGGGACACGAGCCCACGCAGACGGAAAUCGAGACGGCGUGUCGGAUGGCCAACAUCCACGAUGUGAUCAUGGGCUUGCCGCAAGGGUACGAGACGAUGUGUAGCCACGACGGGAAGCAGUUCUCGGGAGGUCAACGCCAGCGACUGUCGAUUGCACGGGCGUUGGUGCGGCAGCCGCGGUUGUUGCUGCUGGACGAAUCGACCAGCGCGCUGGACGUGGAAUCGGAGAAACGGAUCCAGGAGGCAUUGGCGACGUUGGCAGGGCGCACGACGAUCGUGGCGAUUGCGCAUCGGUUGAAUACCAUCCACCGCGCGGAUCAGAUCUUCUUGAUUGACGAGGGACGCUGUGUGGAGCAGGGGACGCACCAGGAGCUGAUCCAGCGUAGUGAGACGUACCGUACCAGUGUGAUACACCAGUCGUUGUGA